AUGCACUCCCUCGCCAUUAGAUCCCUCUUCGCAGGGCUUCUGGUAUCGCCUUUUCUACUGACAGCAGCAGGAGAAUCACAGAAUGCAAGUACUCCGUAUCCAGAGCUUUACGCAGUACACUCCGAUUCUACACCCGUCUUCCAGAAUAUUACCGGAAAGACUGCCAAUCCAUUGGUCCACGUCCUCCAAGGUGCCGGAGUCGACCGAGUUCUUGAAAAACGCGACAAUGGACUCCCGAUUGGAACAUGUGCUCCAGGAUUUGGUGGAUGCGGCCCUGCGGUCAAGCCUUCGUGUGACGGACAGAGUGCAACGCAGCGGACAGUCGGUUACUAUGAGGGCUGGGCCGCCACAAGAGUCUGCGACAAACAGCUCCCAUCUGAUCUCGAUGUCAGUGGUUUGACGCAUAUAAACUUUGCAUUCGCCUACUUCCAUCCUAGUAGUUUCGAGAUUUUGCCUAUGAGUGAAGAGGAUAUGGCGUUAUACCCCAAGUUCACGGCCCUCAAGGAAAGAAAGCCGUACGUGUUUAUCUGGCCAACCCCUACCCUCAUUGCUUCAUCUCUGAAAGCAUGGAUUUCAAUUGGUGGUUGGGCCUUUAACGACGCAACUAACGCCCCUAAUACUCAAACUGCAUUCAGUGAUAUGGCGGGAAGUGCCGCCGGUCGCCAGAAGUUUGCACAGUCGUUGAUUAAUUUUAUGGCCACAUGGGGUUUCGACGGGGUUGAUCUAGACUGGGAGUAUCCGGGAGCGGAUGACCGUGGUGGGAUUACAGCCGAUACAGCAAACUUUGUCCUUCUCUUGAAAGAUCUCAAAGAAGCUUUUGGAGGUCAAUAUGGUUUAAGACCGUAUGUUCGUCCCCAUACCAACCUGACUGAGAUACAUCUUGGCCUCGAUCUCCUAUGGAGAAACAAUGUUGACCCUAGCAUGGUGAACAUGGGCAUCGGGUGGUACGGACGGUCAUUUACUCUACAAGAUCCGCAAUGCAAUAAGCCUGGGUGUAUAUUCUCGUAUGGGGGAAAGGCUGGAGAAUGCACCAAGUCAUCUGGUACCCUGUCAAACGCGGAAAUCCAGCGCAUUAUUAGCAAGGACAAUAUUGUGCCUACCGUGGACCGAGAGGCGGGGGUGAAGUGGAUCACAUUUGACUAUGACCAAUGGGUGUCAUACGACGAUGGUGAGACUAUGCAAAUUAAGAUGGACGUUGCAAAUCAGCUAUGUCUGGGUGGAACUUUAAUCUGGUCCCUUGAUCAGGAUAGUUUGACUCAUACUAGCAGUAACGAUCUCGCUGGUCUAGGCCUGGCCAAUGGCGUUUCUGCUGAGGAAGCAGCAUUGGCGAAAGAGAUUUUGAAACAGGCAGGCAGAACUGUCAUUGUCCGUAAUACAUGCCACUGGUCAGCGUGUGGUGAGGACUGUGGACCUGGAUACUUUGCGCAAACGUAUGCUAAAGGUCAGUCUGUGGGUAUCCGCCGAGAAACGGCAUGCCCUGGGGAUGAAGUGAAAACGUUAUGCUGCGCUACAGGGACAAAGAUUGGCACUUGCUCUUGGCACGGAUGGAGAGGCGUCGGUGGACUGGGGGCGAUCCCUGGGAUGAUGGCUGGAAGCCUUUUGAGCUUCAUCAUUGGAAAUAUAUGUCCAAAGUCAGACAGUACCGGCUCAUCAGAGGAAUAUGCCGGAAUGAUCGCCAAUACAAUCGGACAAGGUGCCCUUGGACCAAAUGGGCGUGAUACAAGAGGCGUCCCAAAAAUCGAAAUUAAUCUCAGCCCUAAGAAACCGCCACAAGGGAAACCUCGUCAACGAUUGCCUGUGCGUGGGCGAUAUACAAUGGCCCAAUACAAGAAGAAGAAGGAUAAAGACUGUUCCGUCACUUACACUUGUGAAUAUGGGCAUGGCUAUGAUGAGGUAUGCGACAAUCAGCGCUGCGCAAUCGAUAAGGGCCUUGGUGGAAAGACAAUCUAUCAUAAGCACGAAGGCCCGAGGCCCGGGGAGACAGAAAAAGACAACUGGUCAUUACUGGACAGACGACGAGAGUACUAUACGCUAGCUAACGCCAAGCCUUCGCCCAAUUCUCGUGGCCGCUGCAACGCUAGCGAUGAGUUUCCCAUGGCAGCUCUCGAAGAAGGCAUUGACGGCAACUACAAAGUGGUGCGAUUGAUAAACGGGAUUGCAAAUGGAAAGCAAGCACAGGCCAUGGUUGGAAUAUGUUUGGGUUUGCCACCACCACCACCAAUCACUUGGGCAUUUGGCGCAUUCCCUGAAGGAGACGACCGCGCCUCGGGGUUUGAGGAGCACUUCAUUAAGGCUUAUGGCAGAAAGCCUGUGCUGGGGUACGUUGAACUCUCCGCCCUAUCUCUGAUCACCUCUCCCGUCCCAGUCCAAUUGCACCCAACAGCUCUAAUUUGGUUCCGCGCCAAGCUUGAUGACCCGAUGUUCAACCCUCCAUAUAACUGGCCUACGUUUAAUCACUAUAACAAACCCCCGUCAUCACCCGACAACCUUCCAAAAAACGUAUUUGACUCUCAAUGGUGGAAACGAGAGGUUGCGCGAAGUGUGCUUCAGAGGGAUCUACCUAUGUCAGCCAUCUACGAGGCCGAAAAGAUAUCUUUGGCUCGAGAUGCCCAAUCUAAGGCGCAAUCCUCAACCCUAACUGCAGCUGUGGUCGACCUUUCCUACGAAAAUGACCUGGAAAGCCAAAGGCCGUCUCUAAACGAUAUUCUGGCUGAGACA
Messenger RNA from Aspergillus bombycis, 2718 nucleotides. RefSeq names its product glycoside hydrolase family 18 protein. Gene Ontology annotation, molecular function: hydrolase activity, hydrolyzing O-glycosyl compounds; chitin binding. The transcript has 16 exons. Gene Ontology annotation, biological process: carbohydrate metabolic process. NCBI's taxonomy places the organism in Eukaryota, Fungi, Ascomycota, Eurotiomycetes, Eurotiales, Aspergillaceae. The record is from RefSeq and is a predicted model, not a curated record. The annotation marks the transcript as partial.